GUCCCAGUCCGAAGUCCGCAGAACCGUUUAAGCGCUGCCUUUGCUAAGGAACCCGCGAAGAACCGUCUUUUCGAGCGUAGAUGACAGUUUCCACUGGAAGCGAACGAGUGCGGCGGCCAAUCAGAGACCAAGGGAACCGUGACGUGCGGGGACGUUCUGGGCCAAUCGUCUGGCUGGGUUUCGGCACGUGCCAGUUUUCGCGGCAAAAAAGAUUUGGCGCGUAAAAAGCUGGAGCCGAUCAGCUGAGACAAAAAAAAACAACAACAGCGAAAACGACAGCAGCAACAAAGAAGGUCAUUUCGGGGAGCGGACGGCGACCGAGCGGCCAACCUGCGGGCAGAGCGGCUCUCAGAGCGACAGCUGGAGGCUUUAUUUCGGAGACGAGCGGCUGGAUGGCGGGAUUAUUGUGCUGCUGAACAGAGAAGCUUCCUGACUGAGUUUGUUUUGUUUUGUUUUGGUUUUUUUUUCGCUCGCGGGGCUGAAAGAGAAACUAACGGCCGCCAGAAGAUGAAACUUUUCUUCUUUCCUUCACUCAGGCGUCCGUUCAUUCUGCUCCUAAUAGCGCCUUCCGAGGGAAAAGUUUGGUGGAAAUGUGCCGAAGUUUGACUGAGUGUGAAACCUUUGGCCUGAGUGGGGCUCCUUUAUCAGCUAGCCGUGCAGCUAAGCUAGGCUGCCUGGAGCUGCGGUGAGGGCCUAAAGCUGGAACAAGGCUCGCCCGGGCCGGUAAUGCGGACAAGCCUUACUGGUCUGUUUAUAUUUCAUAACUUCUAGGCUUCUGUGGCGCGUGUUUGGAGGAGUUUGCCUUCAGCCGCGGCUCUGUCCGCUGUGCGCUCAGCCGCUGUUUGCCCAAACAAAAGGCUGCUCUGGGUUAUAAGUGCAGUUUUCAGGAUUGCGAUCCCGCUUUAACGUGUAUAGCAGCGCACGACGGGCUCUUAGCCGCUUAGCGGAUUCCCCCGCUGUCCUCUCGCAGGAAGCGCUGUAGUUCUGUGGUCUGGGCUGUUUGCGCUCCGUGACCCAGUUAGGUUAGCCAGGUUAGCUUGGGGAGCUCAGCUGGUCCAGUAACUUCACAUGAAUGAAGGAGCCCCGUGUCGGCGCGCUGGUCUCCUCCGGGACGUUUCUCUGUUAAGCGCUGUUAGCUGCUCCCGUCUCAGUGGUUUGCCCGUGUGAGAAUGGCCGAGGACGGCGUUCUCACUUCCUUCAGCGCGUUUUCGCCCGCAGCAGCUCGGCGAAGCCUCGUCUGAGCGAGUUGGACAGAAACACCCCGCGCUUAUCAACACGCAGCCCCCCUUUAAUGCCAGCAUGGCAGAGACCUUCAUAUCGGGCCACACGUCCGAGGACCUGCUGGCCGACUUCGAGUCGCUGCUGAACAGCGGCAGCAUCGACCUGAGCGCCGAGCACCAGAUUGUGAUCAUCUCCACCCCCAGCAGUGUGGACCUCCACCCUGCCGCGGCCCACCCUGCCGGCGGGGACAUCCUGCUGUUCGCCACGCCGAGCACCACCCCUGCCCCCGUGCAGGAGACCCGCAGACCCGCGCUGGGACGACCACCGGUGAAGAGGAAGUUGGAUUUAGACAGCGAUCACCAGUACCUGAGCAGUAACGGACCACCCUCCCAAACUCCAGCCCCCCCAGCCACACCUGCUCCCAGAGAGAAGUCUCGCUAUGACACGUCACUCAAUCUCACCACCAAGCGCUUUCUGGACCUGCUGGCCCAGUCUUCUGACGGGGUGGUGGACCUGAACUGGGCUUCGCAAGUACUGGAAGUCCAGAAACGUCGUAUCUAUGACAUCACUAACGUCCUGGAGGGCAUCCACCUGAUCUCCAAGAAGUCAAAGAACCACAUUCAGUGGCUUGGGAACCGUAUUGACGGCGCGUCGGUGGCGCGGAAUCAGGAGCUGCAGAGGGAAGUGUCUGAACUGUCUGAGGCUGAAGAUAAACUGGAUGAACUCAUCAGCAAGUGCAACCUGCAGCUCAGGCUCCUCACUGAGGACUCCAACAACAAGAAGCUGGGCUACGUGAGGUGUCAGGACCUGCGGAACACGGUGGACCCUCCGGAUCAAAUCGUCAUGGUGAUCAGGGCCCCUCCGGAGACGCAGAUGACCGUCUCAGAGCCCAGUCAGGGCUAUCAGAUCUCGCUGAAAAGCGCCAAUGGCCCCAUCGAUGUCUUCCUGUGUCCAGAAGACAGCUCUGGGGUUUGUAGUCCUGUAACAGAUUGUAGUCCUGCCAAGUCGUCCAGUCACAGCCCUCUUCAGACUACCUCAACCGGACAGGAAGCAGCGUCAACUCCAUCGACUCUUCCAAGUGCCUCGCCGCUUCCUCUGGGUAACGAGUCUGAGUCGUUCCUGGACACGUUUUCUGAUAUUUGUGAGAUGCCUGAUUUCGAUCUCCCUGUGCUGGGCUCGUCGGACUUCCUGCUGGAGCGCCCCGUCUCCAGCGGUGCGGUCGGGGAAGCUUUCGGCCUGCCGAUAGACAGCUUCAUCAGCUUAUCUCCGCCCCACAGCCCCGACUACCACUUCGGGUUAGAGGAGCACGAGGGCAUCAGCGAACUGUUUGACUGCGACUUCACUGACCUGGGCCCGCUGGAAUUCUGAGAGAAGGAGCGAGAAGGGCCGAAAGAGAGAGAUGGUGCAGAUAAACUGUGGCUUUGUUGUGCGCUAGAGUGCACUUGCUCUCUUUACUUAAGCACUUGCGUCCUUGUGGAUGCCUCAGGCGCUCUGUACAAGUAGGGCUGCACCAUAUAGAUGAGAUUCUGUAUUGCGAUUAUAUCACGAUCAUGAUGUAACAUGAGCAAAAGGAUUUGCACUUGAUUUAUCACAUGAAUACAUACCGUUCAUCAAUAUACACACAGUAGAUCAUAGGGCGGAAUGGUUUAUCGUUUUUAUGUCAAAAUCACAAUUUGAAAGUGCAGUUUUUCAAAUUUUCAUGAGCUGCAGUU
This is a messenger RNA of Pygocentrus nattereri (red-bellied piranha), 2933 nucleotides long. RefSeq names its product E2F transcription factor 1 (gene e2f1). Gene Ontology annotation, biological process: G1/S transition of mitotic cell cycle; regulation of transcription by RNA polymerase II. Gene Ontology annotation, molecular function: DNA-binding transcription factor activity, RNA polymerase II-specific; protein dimerization activity; RNA polymerase II cis-regulatory region sequence-specific DNA binding. The coding region runs from base 1300 to 2589 and encodes 429 amino acids. The transcript is spliced from 7 exons. The record is from RefSeq and is a predicted model, not a curated record. Gene Ontology annotation, cellular component: Rb-E2F complex. NCBI's taxonomy places the organism in Eukaryota, Metazoa, Chordata, Actinopteri, Characiformes, Serrasalmidae.